Molecule: messenger RNA, 5361 nt
Organism: Cyclocybe aegerita
Lineage: Eukaryota; Fungi; Basidiomycota; Agaricomycetes; Agaricales; Hemipholiotaceae
Source: the annotation of a GenBank genome assembly
AUGUCCCGACAAGAGCCAGAACCAUCGACCCGACAGCGCCAACGCGCCAACACCGCGUCAUUCGCCCCCUUCUCCUGGCGCAAGACCCGGCCUGAGCAGCACACUCCUCCCCCGCCCCCUGUCGCACAGCCAGUACUAUGCUUACAGGGUCUUAUCGACGCCUUGACGCCGCCCUCAGUCCCAAGUUUGGCUCAUGCUCGUGCUCUCGCGACAACCCUCUCAAACCACUCCCCUCUUCCCCGUCGGGAGCUCCUGAACCCCCUUCUCAACGCUCUGUGCGAUGCAGGGUCUCCGCCUGCCGUCCAGGCAGCAGGUUUCGACAUUCUAUCCGCGUAUUGGGAAAAUCAUGAGGCAACGUCUCUUGGGACACCAGAGAGGCUUGCCUACUUCUCUCUCUUCCUCGGAAGCAGCACGUCUUGGGCCGUAGAUCUGUGGGAGCCCAGAUUCAAGGCUCUCAGAGCCCUCACGAAGGACGGUACGGAGAUAAUGGGCGUCGAGUCCAACGUAAUCGACACUCUCCAAUGGUGGAUAGAAGGUGCCUUUGAUGGCCUCAUCAAGCCCCCGUCCUCUAUCGAGCGUUCUGAGCGGACAGAACGCGAGAGGAGUAUCGAGCUUAUCGCCAAGUUCCUCGAAGAUAUCCUCGCGAAGGACAGCAUAAAGUCCAGGAUUAUGGACGAAAAGAUGGCCAAGGUUCUCCAUUUUUACUCUGGCCUCGUCGAUCGCGCUAUUUCUUCCCCCGAUGUCCCUCGAGAACUGCCGCCAACAACGCCCGUUUCUGCCCCCUCAGCCAACUCGACUCCUUCCGGAAGGCAAUCAACGGCAGGCCAUCGCCGCAACCUCUCGUCACUCUCCUCUUCCUCUUCUACCGUCCCACCGCCCCCACCACCUCUCCGAUCUGCAGCAGACUUCGCCACCGCCCUCUUCCUCGACCAUGUCACGGCACAGAUCAAAUAUUUCCCACCCAUUCACCUCAGCCUCAUCCUUCCGGUCCUGUUCCGUGCACUUGCGUUCUGCGCGGCUCCGCUUCCACGACUCUCCGUCAUGCUCCAGUCUCGUAAAAAGAAUAAUCUCGAGGACAAGAUCACAGAGAUGCUCAGCUCCAUCCUGUCGGGGCCAUAUUCCGCCACGUCCAUGCUCGUCCUCCGGCAGCACCUCUUCCCUUCCUCUUCUCCUCAGCCCUCUCGAAUUGCCAUCAUGACUUCUCUCGGUGCGCACCGUACACUGCGCAACCACGUCCGACGCGCGUUGUGUGCAAGGCUUGCACGAGCAUACAUUUCGCGUGAGACUUCGAUGGGGUACUCGCAUUCCGGCGCGCCAGUCCACUUGGAGCUUCAAGUUGACCUGAUGGAGAGGGCGUGGCCCAAGGACGACUACACCGCGUCUUCUGUGGGUGUUGGUGGUAUUGGGUGGGACGCGGCCCGUCUGGGCAAGGCUCUAGCUGAGAGUGUCGGUGCGUGGAUCAAGCACGAAUUCGACGAUGCCAAUGUCAAGUCGGAGGAAGAGAAGAGGGGUACAUGGGAAAAGGAGAGGGAAGGGAAGGACGAGAUCCUUGAGGAGGCUGCUGGGAUCCUGAAGGAUAUCUUACAGGAGCUGGAUUUGCAAGAGGAGGACGAUGGAGGGAUGGACGAGGAGGAAGCAGAAGUUGUGGGACGGACUCUUCUACAACUGUCAGGCUACGUCUUGCCUCUGAAAAACCAAGACGGGCUGCCUUUCAUCAUUCCUAUUGGCCACCCUGUUGACGCGCCGACUCCCAUCCUGCGGACCGUCUCCUCCCUGCUCUCGCGAGACUACUCCAGGGCACUCAACCCUCUUCUCUCGACCAUCCUUAUUCACGUCGCCGAGCAUCUUACCGACAGCGAUACCUCGCGCCUGCCCAUACUCAUGAUGGAGCAGCAGGACCUCUCGCCCACCUCGCCCGAAUGGUUGGACAACUGGCGUACUCUGCUCGAGAACCAGACACUCAUGGCGCCUGACCGACCGUUGACGAGAAGGACGAUCGUGGAGGCGUUGCAGAGCGUAUACAUCAGCGUGAAGGAUAUGACGCGGUACCGUCGUCCUCUGGGUGACCUCGUGGCAAGCUUCUGUGGUAGGAUCGCCCCACAAAGCGACGACGCGGACGUGAUGUGGAAGAUAUUGGGUGAAGAAAUCGUUCUACGCAAUGCAGAGCAAGACGAUGAAGAAGACUCUGCCUUCACUGCAGAACUCAUGUCUCUCCUUGACUUGCUCGUCAACGUUGCGUCUGAGCAACCGCCAGAGGAGGAGGAAGUUGAGAGCAGCCUGGAAACGUCCUCGAUCAACACCGCAGAUACCCAUUCUCCUGGUGGAACGUCGACUAUCGUUUCGCCGACCCUCUCGCGGCUCCAUACCGACACCAGCGUCGUGUCUCCACACCGAGAGAGGGAUUCCGGGCUGCCGUCAGUGAUGUCCAUCCUGACCUCUCUGGCAGCUGGCGGCUCCUCGUCACGUUCGCAGUCCAUGAACCCACACCCACAAGACGACAUCAGGGAGGAACCAGAAGCGAAUUCCCAGCGGGACGACGUGCCCUUGGUUCCGCGUGACGUCUCAGCCGUAGCUGCUCUCGUCGAGAUCUUCUGCCAGCUCACAUUCACGCCAUUCGCCCUGCAACCAAAGAAUCUGCGGCUGGCGGUGCGCGUGUAUGAAAUGCUACUUUGCAUUCUGUCGAAGGGGAAAUCCAACAGGGCGAGGAUAACUGCGUUGCAAUUCCUCAUGCGGCUCAGAGCUGAUCGCGACCACCGACUCUACUUCGCGAGCGAGGCCUACGAUCCCAACGGCCUCAUCCACUCUCUCGCCUCCUUGAUCGGGCGUGUGGGCGAUGCAGACCAGAGACCAUCGUCGAAUGAUAGAGCAGGUGGAAUGGAAGAACCUAUGAGCCCAGAUUCGGUCGACAUUCGUAAAGCUCGAGCACGAUUCCCUCAUGAACGCGAUGGACGUCAGGUUUCUAGCGGAAGAGGGGGAGGCGGUCCAUCUCGGUCCGGCGCCAGCAGGAGUCGUUCUCGUGCUCCUCGACCACUAGCCACUCCUUCAACACCUCCAAAACCCGUUGAACGACUAUGGCGCAUACCAGAGUCUUCUUCACUUCCAUUCUAUGUCUCAGGGCCUGAUUCACCCUCCGAAGUCCUAAUGUCCUACGAUCCCGACGGCCCCGACAGGGUCCUCGUCCUGCCUGUCUCCAAAUACCUCCAAGCGAUCAAUGCGAUCCUCGAGCGCGAAUUGAGUUGGGAGGUGCUAUCGUAUGUGCUGUGUCAUUUGCCUGUGCAGCUCGCGAAUAAGCACCUGUUCUGCGGGCCCAAGUCGCGUGCAGCGAUCUCGAAGAUGCUGCCAAUCCUAUGCACGGGUAUCAUCAAUGGUGAGCUCGGAGGUGCAGUAGAGAGCUGGCCGCCAGGGCUCAAGGCGCGCGAUGCGCAUGGGUUAGCCUACCAAACCCUCUCCGUCCUGAUAAGCUAUCGACGGUGCUUCGACCUGCAACAGUGCCACUACCUGGUGGAAGUCUUCCAGGCAGGGUUGAACGGACAGCUAUCGACAAUCAAAUGCUGUCUGCAUGCUCUAUCACUUUCAGCAUUCGAGCUGCAACCGUCGAUGACCAAGUGCCUUUCUCGGAUCCUCGAAAAGCUGUCGCAGAUCAUGUCCAACCCCAACAUGGCCGUGCAUAUCCUCGGUUUCCUCUCCAUCAUUGGUUCCUUACCUGCCUUGCACGUCAAUUUCACAGAGGCCGACUUUAAGAUGGUUUUUGGUGUUGCGCUUCAAUAUCUGCAGCACUACAAUCGCCUCCAUGCUUCUUCAACCAACGCCAUCACGAUGUCGUGGGCACUCUCGCAGCAUGUCCGAAUCCUCUCGUACUCGGCGGUGUACAUCUGGUUCCUCGCAGUUAAGCUCCCUGACCGACCUCGUCACAUCAGGUUUAUUGCGCGGCAGCUCUUGCUCGCAAAUGAGGGAAACGAGCAGGUCGACGGACCGACGGAGGUGUGCUUCGACUGGCUAGCGCGGUACACGUACGCCAGUGCCGACCCACGUCCUGCGCACUCGACGUUCUCCGACAUCGUCCUAAGCUCAUCGGACAAGGCACCAGAAAACCAGAAGACGUGGAUUUUAGGCCACUCGAUCAUGACAAUACGCGCACUUGCUCGGUCGGGCUGGGUUGAAGUUAUGUCACGACGGCCCUCUGGGUUCUCGCGAUUCAUCUGCCGCAUUGAGAACGUGCCCAUGGUCGGUCCUGGAGACGUUACACCGGAUUUGUUAUCAGUGCCCGCUAGCCUUAUCAUGGAGAGAAACCCGUCUCGAUUAACUCUUAACGUCGAUGGAGAGGGCCUGGAGAAUGGCGGCCCCCCGAAGGAACGAGCUCAUGGGCUCAGCCAUGUCGCCGAAGGAUCUGGAGGCGAACCUCCCGUACCUGAUCCUAUUACUGGCUACGUCUGGAGCGGCACUGCUCCAUCUCAGCGGCGAAAACAAGUCGAGAUCGACCCUUCUUUCCUGAUUCUCCAACUUUCGCCCAUACCUGAUGGCACCACGCCGCCCUUUGUCCGCAGAGUUCCGGAUUCUGCAGCACUCCCUCGAUUUGUUACCACUCUUGAUCGAAUUCCCGUCAUCGACACGCACAAAGUUGGCAUCAUGUACGUCGCACCAGGACAAUGCGAGGAGACAGAGAUCCUUCGAAACGUGCAUGGAUCUCCCGCUUACACUCGCUUCCUCGAAGGCAUCGGUCGGCUCAUCAACCUUCGGGGUCAGAUGGACGUGUAUGCCGGUGGGCUCGAGCCAGAUGAGGAUGGAGAGUAUGCGUACGCCUGGUGGGACGACAUCGGCCAGAUCCUGUACCAUACUGCGACGAUGAUGCCCACUGUUGAUAUCGACCCUCAGUGCAACAACAAGAAGCGGCAUAUUGGCAACGACUACGUCCGCAUCGUCUGGAAUGACUCUGGGAUGCCCUACCGCUUCGACACGUUGACCACCCAGUUCCAGUUUGUCAACAUCGUCGUCGAGCCUCAUUCUCUUGGUUCCAUUGCGGCCUUUUCCAACAACCUCCACGAAAACGAAUAUUUCAAGGUUACGGUCCAGCUUGCUCCUGGCAUGACCGAAUUUGCGCCUAUCGGUCACUUCAAGCUGAUCUCGGCGGAGAAUCUCCCCCUCCUCGUGCGACAGCUCAGCCUCCUUGCCGACUGGUUUGCUUCAGUUUUCUCCCACACCCAGCACGACACCGUGCGUGUUGAGAUGAAAACAAACUGGCAGAACCGCCUGGAAGCUAUCCGACGCUUUAAAAACCAGCUUCCUCCAGAUGAACCACUGGCUGACCUGGGUGACGGUGUCAUGGGCCAAGAGGCUUUACGUGACUUCACCACUUCGUUCUAA